Ruditapes philippinarum (Manila clam) is the source of this 772-nucleotide messenger RNA. RefSeq lists its product as uncharacterized. Gene Ontology annotation, molecular function: zinc ion binding. The transcript is spliced from 4 exons. NCBI's taxonomy places the organism in Eukaryota, Metazoa, Mollusca, Bivalvia, Venerida, Veneridae. The coding region runs from base 80 to 772 and encodes 230 amino acids. The record is from RefSeq and is a predicted model, not a curated record.
CAUUACGCCAACGAUAGGAUCGCUCCGCCCACUAAGUCACGUGGUAUCGUCUUUCUAAACCUUAGACAACUUUCGCAAUAUGGCUGCUCGCUUACGACAUUUACCUUGUGAUUUUGGAGAGCAUUUUCUCUUAUAUAAACCUUCGCUUCGGCAACGAAUUCAGAGCAGAAAGUUUGCAAACGAGAGUUAUGUUGCAUCUGUAAAGGUUUUCCAUGGAAGAGAUGGGGUUAUUGAUGUGAAAUCCUCAGUUUUCCGUUCACAAAGAAAAUCUGAGAAACCGCAUACAAUCAACAUGGCGGUAGGGAAAAAAUCCAUCUCUGACGCUCAUUGUUCAUGUAAAGCAGGUAUAUCUGGGGAAUGUUCCCAUGUUUUAGCAGUUGUUUUAAAACUGACCGACUGGUUAACUGAAGGUUUGAUUGACAUUCCAAGCCGGCCUGCCUGUACCAGUCAACCUCAACUAUGGGAUAGGCCACGUGGUGUAAGGAUUUGUCCUGAACCUGUGUCCACUGUGACUAUGUCAAGGUCGGGUAUAACGGGUAGAAAGAGACGGCCUCUAGUUCCAACAUUUAUUGACAAUAGAAAAGUACAAGUGCUUGACAGUGACAUAGAGCUCCUUCAGUCAAUGGAUAACACUCAUUUAGGCUAUAUGGCUAGCAAACCAUUUGGUACAACAGAUACAACUCAUGGGUCACAGCACAUCAGUAGUACACUAUCUCAUCAGCUGUUACACCAGAUGGGAAAGUCUGCUGCAAUGGUCAAUCUGGCCUGUUAG